AUGUUCAGCUUGUUGUCGAAAUUACAAAAAGGAGCCAAUGCCAAAAUGUGGAAAAGAUUGUUCCACGCCACGGAUUUCGAAUCGUUGAUGUAUCCCUCAUUUACCUUUUGCUACAUCCUUGGAAUAUUCCCGUAUAAGAUCAAUGCUUCGGCCUUCGGAAUUUCGAAACCACGUUACAUUAUUUCGACCGUCGUUAUGUGUGUUUGUUUUAUUGGCUUACUGAGCAGUCUCUAUAUGAUGGACAUUUGUGGAAUCCCGAAGUCGACGGGUGUACCCAGGACUCUCGAGCGUAAUUGCUAUUACAUACUCAGUGGUUUUGCAGCGGUCGUCACGUACAUUUUAAGUGGUCCACGAAUGCGUUUGCUCCAAUCCAUAAUGGAAAUCUCUUGGAAAUUGCCUCCGGAGUCAUACCAGAAGCUAUCCAGACUAAUCCACGCCAAGGAUACCUUAGGUUCCUUAUUUCUAGUUAUACAAAUAUCGAUAUAUUUCACGACAAAUAUCCACAUUAUACUCAAGCUUUUCGUAGCAUACGUUGUCCUGGUAGUAUUUCACAUGGAUAUGAUGUAUAUGAAUUGUGUUUGUGUACUAAAAGCUUGUUUCAAGCAAAUAAAUGAUAAUCUGGAGCAUAUACGGGACCACAUGAUAAAUGAUGAGGUGUAUCAUCUCGAUCGGAUGCACUACAAACAAAGAAGUCCAGUCUUGUUAAUUAAACUAAAGGCCUUGGAAAAGCAGCAUCGAAUGAUUAGUGACGCAGUGCAGAGGAUGAAUAUGAUUUUCAGUUUGCAACUGCUCGUUACCAUAAUUCUAACUUUCAUCGAAAUCACUUUUCAACUCUAUUUUCGUAUAGUGUAUUGGCUAAAGGACAUAUCCGUAAUCAUGUUAGACGAUGAUAUCUAUGAAAUGAUGAUGAUAAUAUUCAUAACGUAUCACUUUACAAAAAUAAUGAUGAUAGUAUGGGCCUGUGAAUCCACCAAGAAUCAGGCUUUGCAGAUCGGCACCACUGUUCACGACGCGUUUAACAGCACCGGCGAUAAUGAAAUCAAAAGCGAGUUGCAAUUGUUUUCCUUGCAAAUUCUUCAUCGCAAAAAUAUAUUCUCCGCGAUGGGUCUUACUGUAGACGCAAGUCUUCUCACUGCGAUGGUGGGUAACAUCAGCACAUAUUUAUUAAUCUUGAUACAAUUUUUAAACAUGAAACAUUUUUGCGCUAAAGAAAUCGCCACAAAUGUUACAGAAAUAAUUCAGUGA
Messenger RNA from Temnothorax curvispinosus, 1245 nucleotides. RefSeq names its product gustatory receptor 23a-like. Gene Ontology annotation, biological process: sensory perception of taste. NCBI's taxonomy places the organism in Eukaryota, Metazoa, Arthropoda, Insecta, Hymenoptera, Formicidae. Bases 1 to 1245 code for a protein of 414 amino acids. The transcript is spliced from 3 exons. The record is from RefSeq and is a predicted model, not a curated record. Gene Ontology annotation, cellular component: membrane; dendrite; neuronal cell body.